AUGGAACAUCCAUCGGAAGCAGAAGACGCUAUUCGAAGAGCAGUUUUGAUUGAACUCAACAACGCCCCGCUUUGUCUGCUCAACACCUCUACGGGUCUUUUGUGCGACCGAGCAGCACAGCUAAACUCCUUCAAAACAAGUCCAGAAUACAAGGAGCUUUUGUCAUCCAUAACGAAGCGCUCGGAUCUCCAAAUGGAACGCAUCAAGGAGGUAGUGGCAAUGCACUUCUGUUGCGUUUUGCUAUCACACAGGUGGGAAGAGGCGGAGGUGAUGCUGCACCACAUUCAAAAUAAAGAUGUAUGCGAGUUGAAGGGACUUGGUGGCAUCAUGAAACUGCAGUCGUUCUGCAAAAUCGCUCGUGAUGCGGGGUAUCUCUGGGCGUGGAUGGAUACAUGCUGCAUCGAUAAGAGCAACAAUGCCGAGCUCGGAGAAUCGCUUCAAUCCAUGUUCGUCUGGUACCGUCACUCGGCGCUCACCAUCGUCUACCUAUCCGAUGUCCCUCCUUCAUCCCAACCUGGUGCACUAGCGAGCAGUGUUUGGAAUGAGUGGGGAUGGACCUUUCAAGAGUUUGUCGCUCUGAAAGUCGUUAGAUUUUAUCAGAAGGAUUGGUCGUUAUAUCUCAACGAUCGCUCUCUCAACCACAAAGAAUCUCAAGCAAUCAUGAAGGAGUUGGAGGACACUGCGUACUUGUUAUUUGAUAUCUUCGAUGUCCACCUACCUGUCAUCUACGGUGAGAGGAAGCAGAGCGCGCUCGGCCGGCUCCUGCAGAAUAUUGUGUCUCGGUCGGGUGACAUCACUUCCCUGGACUGGGUCGGACAAUCGUCCGAGUUCAAUAGUUGCCUUCCAGCCGACAUCAUCUCAUAUGCAACCCCGCCAUACUCCCUACCAUCAUUGUCUGAAGAUGACAUUCGGACAGCGGUCUCUUCGUUGCGAAACAUUGUGCCUGUGGAUUCAGCUUCGAAGUUGUAUAACAUGCUCGAGAACAUGAAUGCUCUGCUCUUCGCAAACUGCAGACUCCGUCUGCCUUGCAUCGCAUUCCAGGUCACGGAAGUCAAACGGAAGCGGGGUCAUACUGUCCAUUCCACGUAUGGAGUGAAAGCAGAUGGGCUUCGAGACUUGCUGAUUACCAUGGACGAGACCCUAAUUCAAUUCUUGCGUGCAAGGCCCACUCAGCAGACAUUCUUUCUUGUCCGUCCAUGGGACCAUCGUCUCCUUGGGCUGCCUGAUUUUUCAGAGCAGCUCACCUUUACAGGCGAAGGGUAGAGUGUGGGGGAUUGGUCCGAGUCCGAGUCUGGAACAGACGACGCUGACGA
Messenger RNA from Suillus discolor, 1313 nucleotides. RefSeq lists its product as uncharacterized. Bases 1 to 1263 code for a protein of 420 amino acids. Lineage: Eukaryota; Fungi; Basidiomycota; Agaricomycetes; Boletales; Suillaceae. The record is from RefSeq and is a predicted model, not a curated record. The transcript has 2 exons.